This is a messenger RNA of Magnolia sinica, 2244 nucleotides long. RefSeq lists its product as uncharacterized. The transcript has 6 exons. Gene Ontology annotation, molecular function: metal ion transmembrane transporter activity. Gene Ontology annotation, biological process: metal ion transport; transmembrane transport. The record is from RefSeq and is a predicted model, not a curated record. NCBI's taxonomy places the organism in Eukaryota, Viridiplantae, Streptophyta, Magnoliopsida, Magnoliales, Magnoliaceae. Gene Ontology annotation, cellular component: membrane. Bases 316 to 1686 code for a protein of 456 amino acids.
UAUACCCCAGUUUUUGAUAGACUCGACCCUUUUAAGCUUUUGUUUAUCUCAUUCGGAGACGAGUCAAACGAAGACAAACAGAAGGAGCGUUAGUAUCAGCCUCUCAAUGUUGUAGACUCUUUCUGAUGAGAUGGGUUGCUGGCUCUUCUUGUGUUUGAAUGAGGGAUAAGAAACAACAAAUAUUCAGAGGUUUUGCUGACGGAAUCUGAUUGUUGGAUUUUGUUUAUAUCGGAGUUUUAUUCAGCAUGUGAAUCUUUGGAUUGAUUCAUUCAAAGAGAGCAAAAAGAGCAGGGGUUAUAUGUCUUGAAUUAUUUGAUGUUCAUGGAGCUUGAAGAAACUACUGCAUAUAUAGAGAAAAUGGAUAGAGAAACCUCUUCUGGAACUCCUCUUGAAGAAACUCAUCUCUCUCGGACCCAUUUCCCUGAUGGUGUGAGACAGAGUGCUUAUAGAUUCGAUGGGUUGGGGCAUUAUUUUAAAAAGGAAUGGGAUCUCACAGAAGGUAGCGGGAGUGAAUUCUGUUGGUAUCAUGUGGUGCUUCCCAAGGGAAAUGAGAGGCUUGCAAUAUCUGCACAAUAUCUUAUUGACGUUCUUUGCCCACCUCUGAAACUCCAGGACAUUCUCACGCUGGUUAGCACUGGACCAUUUUGUGGCCUUGUCGAUGGGGCACUUAUUUUUCGGGUAAAUUCACCAGGACCUGCUCUGAGUGGGUUCACCCUCAGGCUUGCAGCUAGAGUCACCGAGAAUUCGGUGAUUACCGUGUCUUUAGGUCGGAUUCCUAGAUUGGGUUUUUCUCCUUCUGGUCAAUCUCUUCUUUCGGACAUCCCUGAGAAUCCCAAUCUGGUUGGAAAUGAUGGGAAGGGGGAACCAGCUGGGAUUGUGAUUGAAGAGCGGUUUCUGGAAUAUUUGUUGACCAUGAAUCACUCCGAGGAAGCUGAUAAUCCGGUGCCAAAAACUGUCGGCAAUCUUCUUGUCCACAUUUUAGAUACGCACAUGGAUCACCUUCAGGAUAUUGUCACUGAGCUCGAGAUGGAAUUGGAUACUGUCGAGCUCGAAAUGGAUAAUGGUGGUGGUGCUACAAAAAAAGAGAUGUUGGAUGAUAGAAGAUUCCCAAAAAUGCAUCUGAAUUUGCAGAGACUCCUACAGGUAGUCGCUCAUGGGGAGCAGGUUUUCCCUCGCGUCAAAGAAAAAUGUGCUGCAAAAGGUUGGUUAGCUAAUGAAGACAUUGUCUCCCUUGAGGAGAUUAUUGGCCGCCUCAGGAGGCUAAAAGAAAAUGUGGGGUUUAUAGUCAGUCGGGUUGCAGCAAUUCAGGCGGGUCUUGACAGCUGGCAGGCUGAGCAAAUAAACCGGAAGCUUUACUAUCUAUCCUUUCUUUCAAUGAUCUUUCUACCGUUAUCUAUCAUCACUGGAGUAUUCGGAAUGAACGUCGGAGGUGUGCCAUGGACAGGUCAGAAUGACCCUGCUCUGAAAGAUGGGUUCCUCAACGUCAUAUUGCUGUGUGGCGCACUGCUGCUGGUUUUAGUCGCUUGCUUUACAUUCCGGGCUCUUUACACACGCAUAUCAGCUUGGGUGUUGAUGAAAAAGAGAGCCUUUAGAAGAACUGCCUCGCUCAAUCGAAAGUCGUUCUUGGGAAGAAAAAUCCUUGAGAACGGCAGAGUUCAGGGCAGGGAUGGUUAUACUCAGCUUUGAAUGGUCCUUUUGAGGAACUUCUAUUGGAUGACCCAGAGGCAGGAUUCUCCGGUGAAUGCGAAUCAGAGCUUUCGAAUGCAAAGCCGGUGGUUGAAGAUAGUGCUUCUGUUCAAAGCUCAAGCCUGUAGUUGGUGGAUCUGGGUCAUGAAUUCCAUUUCAAAAUGGAAGGUGAACCCCAUCCAUUUCCCCAUAUUAAUCCAUUUUUCUUUUAGAGGUUUCUUCGAAUACAUCCCCAUGUAAGAAUAUGUUAGGACUUUGGGGGUUGGAUGGGGGACACCCAAAAAACAGAGAAAAAUAAAAAUAAAAAUCUCAAGUCUGAAUUUUUAAACCUUUGAUUAUACAGAUGGUUCAAUAACUUAAGGAGGUUUUAUUUAUUAGUAUCCACCAUUCAAAAAUGAGACCCAUCAAAUAAACGAUUUGGAUCAUUGGAAGAGUUCAACGGCUAAAGUCCUAAUGUAUCAUAUUGCAAUGGGUUGGAUGCAUUUUAGCAGAUUUGGAUCGUCGGAAGAGUUCAACGGCUAAAGUCCUAAUGUAUCAUAUUCCAAUGGGUUGGAUGCA